This is a messenger RNA of Chenopodium quinoa (quinoa), 2900 nucleotides long. Its product is annotated as pto-interacting protein 1-like. The transcript is spliced from 7 exons. Gene Ontology annotation, biological process: protein phosphorylation. Bases 1084 to 2346 code for a protein of 420 amino acids. NCBI's taxonomy places the organism in Eukaryota, Viridiplantae, Streptophyta, Magnoliopsida, Caryophyllales, Amaranthaceae. Gene Ontology annotation, molecular function: protein kinase activity; ATP binding. The record is from RefSeq and is a predicted model, not a curated record.
UCAAGCCAAUCUGUAGUACUUUUGCUUCUAUAUUUUAUCUAUUUUAAUGAUCAAAGUUAUGCAUUUUGUAAUGGUAUAACUCCGCAUGUGACUAUCGUCUGUGAAUUGUGAUACUACCUCCGUUAACUAUUAUUUGCAACAAAUUCCUUUGUUGCAAAUAAUAGUUAACAGAGGUAGUAUAUCAUUAUACAUUUAUACUAUAGUGUAGGGUUCAUAGGAUAUGGAGUAUGUUCUAGUUUCUUAAUUGUCUAGUUUAUUCAUUUCAAUUAGUAUAUAUUUUUGAGGGGUUAGUUCAAAAUCACAAGAAACAGGGGUAUUCGGUGUUAAUUUAUGCAGUACUUACUUUAAAGUUGAUUGAUAAAAUUGUGUUGAUAUUUGUUAUGUAAUAAUAGUUGCAAUGAUGGUACUACAAAUUUUAUAGAAAGAGGGGUUUUGGACUUUUGGUGGUGGUGUUUGCAAUUGGUGGUGGGUUGUGUAAGGAUUUAGGAAAUGGAAAAAAAAAAAAAAAAACCAAAAAAAAAGAGGUGUUGGUGGUGGUAUCAAUUAAGGGGCGGUGGUGCUCGAAUUAAGGAAAAAAUUAGGGAAAGAUAAAAGAGAUAAGUAGAUAGGAGACUUAAGAUGGUGUUUGGAGACGGUUGGCGGGUCUCGAAGGGGAGGGGUGGCUAUGGUGUUUUAGGAUUUGAGAGGAGAAAAGGGAUAAUGAUUUAUGACAAAGAAAAACCUAAGGGAUAAGGAAUCAAGUAAUCAAGAAAUGACAAAGAAAAAUGUUAAACAAACAACCCCAAUGGGAAUAAAGUAUGUUAAUUCUCGUACCCACUACCUCAAUCUAACAGCCCCUUAAUGCGACUCGUAGAACUACUUGUAACCGGUGGCGGUGUAUAUAUUGAUUUGUGCCCUUUUCCUCUUUGUACUUCGCCUUUACCUUUGAAUGCUUGAUCCAUAAGGUCUUUGUUGAUGUUGUAUCCAAAAUUUGAUAAUUCUAUUUAUAAAUCAUUUUUAUCUUUAUUUUCUGUUUGAAAUUACAUCUCUUUGUAACCUUAGAUCUUCAAUUUGAUUUGUUCAACUUGUAAUAUCCUUGGAAUAAUGGAUGGUUUGGCUGAAAAAGUUGUUGAUGGGGUUAGUGAUUCUGGAGUUGUGGCUCUUGUAUCAGGGGAUGGCACUACUAAUUCUGAGGUUUCAGGUCCUGAACUGGAUGUCGUACCUGCUGGAAUUGAUAUUGAGGGUCUUGAUUCAGAAAGUGAGGUUCCCGUUCCUUCUAUUCUCGAAACCCAGAUUGACCUUGAAGGUCUUGACACUCCAGACCAUGAUGAUUGGGAAAGUAAUCUGGACAUACAGCUCAAUUCCCCCGACCUUCACUCUGUUUCUGAUGGGAGAGAUGGAAAUGAUCAGUUAGUUGAUGAUGAACCUAGCAAUCCGCCAGUGGAAGUCCAGCCUAUAGUUGUACUGCAAAUUUCUGUGGAUGAACUACGGGACGCUACAGAAAACUACAGCUCCAAUGCUUUAAUAGGGGAAGGCCCAUAUGGUAGCGUGUAUUAUGGUAAGCUUAAAAAUGGGCGUGCAGCAGCUAUAAAAAAACUGGAUGCUAGCAAACAACCAGAUGACGAAUUUUUAUCCCAGGUUUCUUUGGUUUCAAGGCUAAAACAUGAAAAUUUCAUUGAAUUGCUUGGUUACUGUGUUGAUGACAACCUACAUAUUCUUGCUUAUGAGUUUGCGUCCAAUGGAACUCUUCAUGACAUUCUUCACGGGAAGAAGGGUGUUGAAGGAGCACAACCUGGGCCUGUGUUGUCGUGGGCACAACGUGUUAAAAUUGCAGUAGGUGCUGCCAGGGGGCUUGAGUUUUUGCAUGCGAAGGCAGCUUCCCCCGUUUUUCAUCGUGAUAUUAAGUCUAGUAAUAUACUGCUCUUUGAUGAUGAUGUUGCUAAGAUUGGUGAUUUUGAUCUGUCACAUAAAGCUUUGGAUAUGGAAGCACAACUUCAUUCUUGUGGCUAUCAUGGACCAGAGUAUGAGAUGACAGGGCAGCUUAAUGGCAAAAGCGAUGUGUACAGUUUUGGUGUUGUCUUGCUUGAGCUUCUCAGUGGUCGGAAACCUGUUGAUUAUACCUUACCUCGUGGACAGCAAAGUCUGGUGACAUGGGCUAGACCCAAACUCAGUGAAGACAAAGUCGAGCAGUGUGUUGAUCCGAGACUCGAUGGAGAAUAUCGUGGCAGAGGUGUUGCCAAGAUGGCUGCAAUUGCUGAAUUGUGCUUAAAUCCUGAACCUGAUUUUCGGGUAAACAUGAGCAUUGUUGUCAUUGCACUCCAACCUUUGUUAAAUGCUGCGCCAUACAUAGCCAGCCAGACAUGUUAAGGUUUAUGUGCAGUUGGGUUGGGACAAAUGCCAGUCUUCCUUUUACUCUUUUUUUUUUUUUUUUUUUUUUUUUUUUUUGACCUCUGGAAAGAUGUGUAUUUGACUGUUUGAGUAGCAUGGGUCAACACUCAAAAGGCAACCUCAUCUUUGAGCUAUCUGUAAUUCUGUAAAGGGUUGUUUUGGGUUUGUUGUACUGUAUUGGUUAGACGGUUAUUUUUAUACAUGAGUGAUCGGGUCGCAGAGGACCCUUGGCGUGCAAGGGAAGUUACUAGGCGUAAUCCUAGUCUAAUCAGGGUAAGCCAUACCAUUUUAAUGUUUUUUCAGUAGUCCUACACUGUUUUACUAGUCCUUAAGGAUUGGAUUUUACGUGUAGGAAAAAAUAAGUAUAUUAUCAUAAGGAGUCCUAGUCUAAUUAGGUUAUACUAAGCGCCUUGGGAUGUGUAUUUGUGUUUGAUUGAGAUUAAUAAAUUAAAGUUUUGUAAUAAAAUCUACGAAAGUAGGUGAGAUGCUUAUUAGUCCAGCCUGGUGUAAUAAGUCAAUUGCUUAUUUAUUUA